This is a messenger RNA of Gorilla gorilla gorilla (western lowland gorilla), 5664 nucleotides long. RefSeq names its product ZW10 interacting kinetochore protein (gene ZWINT). NCBI's taxonomy places the organism in Eukaryota, Metazoa, Chordata, Mammalia, Primates, Hominidae. The record is from RefSeq and is a predicted model, not a curated record. The transcript has 9 exons. Bases 65 to 1027 code for a protein of 320 amino acids. Gene Ontology annotation, biological process: mitotic cell cycle checkpoint signaling. Gene Ontology annotation, cellular component: kinetochore.
GCGCUUGCGCCAAGCAGCGAGGCACGCCAACGUGCGAAUCCGCGCCUGCCAAUUAGAGCGCACAAUGGUCCUUGAUGCCCGCCCGCUAACCUCUGCAGCCAAUCGCCUGCCCCGGCGCGAAGUCGACUGUGACUUCAAAGUAAUCUUAGGGAUUGUGGGAAGGCAGCUGAACUCGGCGCCUGGAAAGAUGAAGGCAGCGGAGACAGAGGCGGAAGCUGCAGCCCUAGAGGUCCUGGCUGAGGUGGCAGGCAUCCUGGAACCUGUAGGCCUGCAGGAGGAGGCAGAACUGCCAGCCAAGAUCCUGGUUGAGUUUGUGGUGGACUCUCAGAAGAAAGACAAGCUGCUCUGCAGCCAGCUUCAGGUAGCGGAUUUCCUGCAGAACAUCCUGGCUCAGGAGGACACUGCUAAGGGUCUCGACCCCUUGGCUUCUGAAGACACGAGCCGACAGAAGGCAAUUGCAGCUAAGGAACAAUGGAAAGAGCUGAAGGCCACCUACAGGGAGCACGUAGAGGCCAUCAAAAUUGGCCUCACCAAGGCCCUGACUCAGAUGGAGGAAGCCCAGAGGAAACGGACACAACUCCAGGAAGCCUUUGAGCAGCUCCAGGCCAAGAAACAAAUGGCCAUGGAGAAACGCAGAGCAGUCCAGAACCAGUGGCAGCUACAACAGGAGAAGCAUCUGCAGCAUCUGGCGGAGGUUUCUGCAGAGGUGAGGGAGCGUAAGACAGGGACUCAGCAGGAGCUUGAGGGGGUGUUUCAGAAACUUGGAAACCUGAAGCAGCAGGCAGAACAGGAGCGGGAGAAGCUGCAGAGGUAUCAGACCUUCCUCCAGCUUCUGUAUACCCUGCAGGGUAAGCUGUUGUUCCCUGAGGCUGAGGCUGAGGCUGAGGCAGAGAAUCUUCCAGAUGAUAAACCCCAGCAGCCGACUCGACCCCAGGAGCAGAGUACAGGAGACACCAUGGGGAGAGACCCUGGUGUGUCCUUCAAGGCUGUCGGUCUACAACCUGCUGGAGAUGCAAAUUUGCCAUGACUUCCUGGAAGACAGCAGCAUGGAGAAAGAUCCUAGAAAAGGCCUCUGACUUCCCUCACCUCCCAACCAUCAUUACAGGAAAGACUGUGAACUCCUGAGUUCAGCUUGAUUUCUGACUACAUCCCAGCAAGCUCUGGCAUCUGUGGAUUAAAAUCCCUGGAUCUCUCUCAGUUGUGUAUUUGUUCAUCUUCAUAUGCUGGCAGGAACAACUAUUAAUACAGAUACUCAGAAGCCAAUAACAUGACAGGAGCUGGGACUGGUUUGAACACAGGGUGUGCAGAUGGGGAGGGGGUACUGGCCUUGGGCCUCAGGGGUUGCUUCCCCCUAUGAUGCAGACAUGGUGAAUUUAAUUCAAGGAGGAGGAGAAUGUUUUAGGCAGGUGGUUAUAUGUGGGAAGAUAAUUUAUUCACUAAUCCAAAUUUUAUUCAUGGAUCCAAAUGUUUGUUGAGUCCUUUCUUUGUGCUAAGGUUCUUGCGGUGAACCAGAAUUAUAACAGUGAGCUCAUCUGACUGUUUUAGGAUGUACAGCCUAGUGUUAACAUUCUUGGUAUCUUUUUGUGCCUUAUCUAAAACAUUUCUCAAUCACUGGUUUCAGAUGUUCAUUUAUUAUAUUCUUUUCAAAGAUUCAGAGGUUGGCUUUUGUCAUCCACUAUUGUAUGUUUUGUUUCACUGACCUCUAGUGAUACCUUGAUCUUUCCUACUUUCUGUUUUUGGAUGGAGAAGAUGUACCUUUUUUGCCAACUCUUACUUUUAUCAGAUGAUCAACUCAUGUAUUUGGAUCUUUAUUUGUUUUCUCAAAUAUUUAAGGUUAUACAUUUCUUCUGACUUCCUUUAUUUUCACAAUCAUUCAAUUCAUAGCAUUUCCUAUAUUCUGUUAUAAUUAUUUCAUUGAUUCAUAAAUUUCUUUGAAAAAUAAUUUGGUCUUCUAUUGAUUGUGAGAAGAUAAUCUAAGUUUAAUUUGGUUGGAGAAUAUCAUCUAUUUAACUUUGAAAUUUGGUGAGUGAAUUAUCUUUUUUACUGAUAAAGAGUGAUGUCAUCUUUUUUAAUGUUUGACAUAGGUUUGGAAAGAAUGCAUUUUAGAUUGUGUGUAGUAUUUUCUAUUAGAUUAUGUUUGCAAUUUUUGUUUCAAUUUAUAUCUUAUAUACUUAAUUUUUUGUUGUCUAUCACCUGAGAGGUGUGUUCAAAUCUCCAACUAUGAUAGUGGAUUUGUUCAUUUGUCUUUAUAGUUCCAUUUUCUUACAUACUUUGCAGCUACUUUAUUAAGGUAUAUGUGAAUUUACAUUUAUAUUUUUCUUCUGAACUGAACUCUUUGUGUGGUAGCCUGCUUCAUCUAUAGGCUAAUGUGUUUAACCUCGAAAACUAAUAGUUUUAAUAUUAAUAUAACUUUGUCAAUUCUUUUGGUUACCCUUUGCUUGACAUCCUUUCUCUUGAAUUUCCAUUCUUUUUUAGUUUCAACCUUUCUUUAUGUUUACCACUUGUAUACAGCAUUUAAAGGGUUAUUUAUAAAAAAAAAAAAAACUCUUGUCACAUUUGUCUUUAUGAUUUUCUAGUUGUGUCAAUUUUUUAUUUGCUUUCUCUUGGCUUUUUAUUUAUCCCUUUCAUGCCUUUUAAUUUUAUUUUUUAUUGUUUCUUCAUGCUUUUUGUUGUUUGUUUGUUUAGAAGGUCUAAUUUAGACCUGCUAGUUUAGCUUUCAUAGUUAGCAAUGUCUCAAGUUAAUUAAAGAAUUAAAGACUCUUCAUCCUUUUCUUAAUAAAUGAAGCCUAAACAGCUGUAACCAUUGAUAGAUCAUCCCACUCUAAACUAUUAAGGUAUUUUUGUCCAGUUUAUUACUUCUAGCCUGUUUGUGUUCUCAUAAAUUAAUUUUUUAAAUUAUUUUAUACAGUCAAUGCUUUAUUACUAAUUUAUUUACUAUUUUUGCCCACAUUAUUUUUACAUUUCAGAGCUUUCAUGUGGAAUACUUUUUCCAUCUGAAAUAAAUGUCUCAGAAUUUCCCUUAGAGUUUGCAGACUGUAUAAUGUUUUAAAUUUUACUAUGAAAAUAUUUUUAUUUUAUCCUUAUUCUUGAGAAAUGUUUUUAUUAUGUAGAGAAUGCUUGGUAGGCAGUUUGACUUAACACAUGGAAGAUUAACUCACUGAUUCUCUGGUCAUCUGAUUUUGAUCCUUGAUGGUGAGAAGUCAACUGUCAGUUUAAAAGCCCUUCCUAUGCAUUUUUUUACCCAGUUAGUGCUUAUAACACCUGUAUUUAGUGCUCUAUAGUUUUACUAUAUUGUGAAUAGUUUGGGACUCUGGUUUACUUAUUUAUUCAUUCAUUCUGCUUGCAAAUAAUUGAGCUUUCUAAAUUGCCACUCUUUCAACAAUUCUGGAAUAUUUUCAGUUUAUCUGUUUAAAAAACACUCUUACCUCUUUUGUAUUAGCUUAUUCUAAAAUGCCAAUUAGACAUCAAUCAAAUUUUCUAACUUUUUUCUUCAUGUCAUGCAAACUUUCUUUUGUAGUUACCGUUGCUCUUUCUCUUGAGAUUGCAUUCUAGAUGCUUUUUCUAUUUUAACUUUAUAUAGCCAAGCUAUUGUUUUUUCAUCAGUUUCUUAAUUUUUGAUCUUUGAUUUUCAUUUCAAUAAGUUGUAUUAGAUCUCAAUUUACUACUGCUUUUGAAUAUUUUCUUCUGGCUUACAUUUUGAGCUUUUUAAUUUUUUUUUUUAAUUCUUGAUGUAUUUGACUACAUAGUAGGUAUACAUACGAGCUUAUUUUUUAUUAUCUUAAUAUAUGGACACUUCAUUAUCUUUUUUGGAAAGGUUCAUAAUAUAUAACUUUAUUGGCCUAUCUCUCAUACUCCCUGCUUAAUGUAGUUCAUGUAGUUUUACUUUGAGCCGCCUAUUUUUCCUAAAUUUUACCGUUAUGGCCUGAUACAAAAUUGAGAGAAUUUGUGUUAACUUCUGUCAAUAGCUUGUGGGCAUUACCUGUAUAACUCUUAGAAAUGUUAAAAUGAGUGUUUUUAAUGUUUUUUAUAUUUGUGUGCUAUCCCAUUUUUCAUUCCUGUUGUUUAUUUUCUUUCUUAUUAGUAUUUCCCAAAGGCUUUUUUUCUACUUUAUAUGUCUUUCAAAAACACAGGUAUUGGCAUUAUUUUCUUUAAUGUUGCUUUUAAUACAUUCUUUUAAUUAUUUUUUGUCUUUAUUAUUCCCUUCUGCUCUAAUUUUUAAUAUUUGUAGGAUUUUUAAAAAUUAAUAUUUGAUAAUACAUAUGUUCUUUCUUAUAGUCCAACAAACGCAUUUACAUAUUUACAUUUUUAUUUGACCACCACUCUGAGAAUAAUUCAUAUAUUUUAAUACAUAGGCUAUUGAUUAUUUCUAAAUAGAUUAUAAUUUUAGUAUUGAUUUUAUUUUAAAUCAAGGAGGUUUCCUUUGUUGCCCUUGCCUCUCAAAUGUAUUUGUAAUAGUGUUUAGUUCCUCAAUGGAUUUAAGAUAAUUUUCUGUUAUUUUUAAUGCACCAAAUUUUGUAAUCUUACUGUUACUUCUUUUAUUCCAUUUGCUUCAAAUGGUAUCACACCUCUGAAUAUUGUUCCUUAAAAUUUAUUAGUUACAUAUAGGCUUAUGUAUAUGCAUAGUCAUUAUAUAUGUUCUUACAGGGAAGAGAUUUUAUCAUUUUUGUUCAUCACUAAACCCACAAGUUCAAGAAAAAUCCUGAUAGAGGGUAGAUCCACAAACAUUGGUGAAAAUGUAAAUGGUUGCCAAAAAUGAAAAAGGAACACAAUGCAUAAGGAGGUAUUCCAAAUUUUUAAGUGUGUCUUGGAAGUUUGUGUGAGAUUUCACAGAGGUAACACCCCCAAAAAAUUUUACCUCUAUAUUAUGACUUCUUUUGCAUCUACUUUUUCCAAAAUGUUAUUUUUUUCUAACAGAGUUCUAAACAUUGAAAAUCAUUUAACACAUUGCAUUCAGUAUUUCUGAUCAUUUUUAUCUAACCGGUUGCUAGGAUCAGUUUCUAAAAAACAGCAUGAGAGAGAUAAAACUCGUUCAAAGUACCCUCCUAAAAUUAUUAAGAUCUUCUAAAUUUAUGUGACUUAUUCUAUCAGGUAAAUAUUCUUAUUAUCUCAGAUAGUGUUGGCAAAGCUAAUACUGCACAUUCUGUCUGUACAGUUUCGAAAUUUAUAAAACUAAGGUUUCAUUUCUAAUACUCUCCCCUGCCAUAACAAGAUGGGCAUUUUCCGCUGCUUUUUAACUCUUAUAGUGCUAAACUUGUACUUUUUGCAGCAGUGGUGAUCAGUGAGGGUUUUGAAUAUCUCUAAAAAUAAAUGGCUUUCUUCCCUGUGCUACCAGUACAUCAUACAAUACUAGGCGUAUAUAUUUUAUUGAAGUAUUGUUUUUAUGAGCUUGUUUUUCCAAAAGGGAAUAAAAUAUCUACAAAGCGUGUUAGUGAUAACAUCUGAGAAGUUUCUGCUAACUCUGAAAAUGCCGUAACUAUUUACACACAAUGUUAAUUUUCUCCUAUUUUAGAGCCUUUCUGAGGUUAAUACACCUCAUUCUUGUCUUACAGAAUUUCUAUAACUUGUAUUGAAUGUUUAUGUCUCUUCUUUGAGCCUCUUUCUCUCUUUUAUGUACAAGUUCUGAGAUAUGAAUAGAAUGUGAAAUUAAAUAAUUUUAUUUCAUUA